Molecule: messenger RNA, 1543 nt
Organism: Linum tenue
Lineage: Eukaryota; Viridiplantae; Streptophyta; Magnoliopsida; Malpighiales; Linaceae
Source: the annotation of a GenBank genome assembly
GUAUUCAGCCGCUGAUGUUCGCUCUCCCUCUCUCUCGCUCCUCCGUUCUGCUUCUAAAAAUAUAUACAACUCUUUCCUUCCCUUCCCUUCCCUUCCCUUCCCUUCCAUUCCUUACAUUCAUUCUCUCUCGUCUUCCUCUAAUUAAUUCUUCCCUCUCUUUCUCUCCGAGCAUGCCAUUUCUCUACAUUUCCUCUUUUUGUUUAGAUUCACGCGAGAGGGAGAAUUAUACGCAAAGAUUACGUGAAAGGUAACAACCACUAGCAUCGGGAGAAGAAGAACAAGAACAGGAAAAAUGGCAUCUAAUAUUGGGAUGAUGGACGGCGCAUAUUUUGUCGGCAGGAAUGAGAUAUUGACUUGGAUCAACAAUUGUCUUCAACUCAAUCUCUCUCGCAUUGAAGAGGCUGCGUCUGGUGCUGUUCAAUGUCAGAUGAUGGAUUUGACUCAUCCAGGAGUUGUGCCAAUGCACAAGGUGAAUUUUGAUGCCAAGUCUGAAUAUGACUAUAUCCAGAACUACAAAGUGCUACAGGAUGUAUUCAACAAGUUAAAAAUCGAAAAGCAUAUCGAAGUGAACAAGCUUGUUAAGGCAAGGCCAUUAGACAAUUUGGAGUUCUUACAAUGGCUUAAGAGAUACUGUGAUUCUGUUAAUGGUGGAAUUAUGAACGAGAAUUAUAAUCCCAUUGAAAGGAGAUGCAAGGGCGGAAAAGAGCGAGUUAGGGGCUCUGUAAAGGCUUCAAAAUCAUUGCAAUCAAAUAAUUCCCAUCAUCAUUCUGCCACAGUUGACUCAGGUGGAAUGCAUAAAACUCUCAGGCCAAAGCCAGGUAGGGGAAGUACUGGGUCAAUAGGGGGCCAUAAUUCAUCAGUAGAUAUCCAGGCAUUGUCGAAUGAGAUUACAGAUUUGAAGUUGUCGGUGGACCUACUGGAGAAAGAGAGAGACUUUUACUUUGCGAAGCUACGAGAUAUAGAGAUACUUUGUCAGAUCCAAGAGCUGGAAGAGCUUCCGGUGGCAGUUGCUAUCAAGAAGAUACUAUAUGCAGCCGAUGCCAAGGAGCCCGCACUCGAGGAAGCUCAGGAGUAUCUGGCAGAAGCAUUGAACGCUAGUGAAGAAGAAGGAGAGGAAGCAUGAGCUCUAGGGAGAUACUGAGCUAGCAUAGGUGCUUAAAGGGAAGUCUAUUCCACCACCUCUCCAAAACCAAUAAAGCACCAACAAGGCCCUUUAAACUCGCUAUCGAGGGGCGCUUGUUGAUCAUAUGCUGGAGAAGAAAUUGGUAAAGAGGUUGUGCUCCUGUCAUGGUCAAUGAUCAAGUAUCCUUGCUAUGAUGUGGAAGAUACCAAUCUUCUUUGAGUUUUUUAAUAUACCAGCUGACCAGCUUGUACAUCGGAUGUGUAUAUUGUAUUGUUGAAAGAGGUUGUAUUUGAUGGAGCCUGUAAGUUUUUUUGGGUAGGAAAACAGAAAAUAUUUGCAAUUUUAGGGUCAUCCUUAAUCGUAACACUGGGCUCAAUUAAGCCACAGAUGGAGUGUUGGGCCUUGGUUUAAACUAAAUAA